Molecule: messenger RNA, 3337 nt
Organism: Alosa alosa (allis shad)
Lineage: Eukaryota; Metazoa; Chordata; Actinopteri; Clupeiformes; Clupeidae
Gene: dpysl2b
Product: dihydropyrimidinase like 2b
Exons: 15
Coding region: 1220-3163 (647 amino acids)
Cellular component (GO): cytosol; cytoplasm
Molecular function (GO): hydrolase activity, acting on carbon-nitrogen (but not peptide) bonds, in cyclic amides
Source: RefSeq, a predicted model, not a curated record
UGUGUCUGAAACUUCACUCUGCACUCUGACCCCGCCCCCGUCCCCUCACACACCCACACCCACCCUCUUCCUGUCAGCCCCCCGUCCAAGGCGCUCGUCUCCGGGGGAGAGGAUGCCAGACUGGUCGCUCGUCUCUGCGUUGUUAUGGAAACUGGCCGCUGGCUCUGCCAAUUAUGGCGCAGCUUUUGGAGAGAACAAAACGCCCUUGUGUUUAGGAUCCGGGCGCUGCUCUGUGCUGUGACUGCUGUCGUGUCAGGACUGGGGCGCAGUGCACAGACAGCGACCGAAACGUGUGUGCUGACCUGGUCAGUGUGUGUACAGUGUGUGCACAGUGCAACAUUCCACAGACGACUCCUUAAGACAUUACAAUUACGAUUGUUUUUGUUUGUUUUAGAAAAAUAAAGCAAUGAGACCACAUGCACAAAAAAUGUGCAUUUGAUAGGCUUAGUGUUGAGGGAAACUGACGACAGUGUCAUCGUAGAGUAGCCUUAGAUUAGCAUUGGUACCUCUGUAACAGCACAUUAUUGAAUGAAACUACAGUAUGUUGUUAUAACGUAACACACAUCUGCACUACCACGGCACCGCACCUCCGUAACGCCCGAUUCGAGGCGUGCUGCGCCCGUGACUCCGUCGGGAUGACAGCAGUCUGGUGCUGAAGGGACAGCGCCCUUCGCCAGCCGUCGACCGUGACGCAGCAAACCACCAAAGGUUUGGGAGUCUGGUUUAAGAGCUGUCCAAUCUUCCAAUCACUGCAUUAAUAAAGACAAGUAAUGUUUAAGACCCACGCAACUGUCAUUUACAUACUACGAUGAACUUUUAUCUACGUGUUUGUUAGUUUGAUUUUUUGGCUAACGUUGUGCUUAUUCAUCCUAUGUAGACGUCAUUCUCGGGGCGUAUAUUCCCGAUCAGAUGAAUCGGUAAAUGAUCCGAGAGAGGAACGAGAGACUCCUGAGGUGUCUGUGUCAUUUUCAGCCACUUUCUAACUGCUGCACUUCCGGAGAAAUCCUCCGGUCGCUCCCGCCCUGCCUCUCGAGCGUGUCUGUGUGGGAGUCUCUUCUACGUCCAGAGGAGCAGAGACGCAUAUUGAUGUUCAAGGCUUGAGAGAAGGACCACCUGCAUUCACCGGAAAGGCGGUGGUGGCUCUGACUUGCAUCUUUUCGCGACCAGCCGUUUCUCAGCCAGAAGAACACAUAGAUUAGCCACUUUUGUCUCCCCAACAAUGGCCGCUACCGAGGAUGUACCAGCUUUCUUCAAGAACAUGGGCUCGGGCAGCCCCAAGCCACGACAGAAAUUCUGUGGCAUGUUCUGCCCAGUGGAGGGCUCGGGCGACAGCAAAACCCUGGAUUUCGAUGCGCUGUCUGCGAGCGGUAGAUCAGUCACACCAGGCGGCCGGGUGAUUGAGAAGCAGGGAGAUAUCUCGCGACCCAAAGUUGAGAUCCGUCACACCACCGGCAAGGAAGCGCUGCAGAACAUCCACGACAAGAGUGAUCGUCUCCUGAUCAAAGGGGCAAAGAUUGUGAACGAUGACCAGUCCUUCUGCGCGGAUAUCUACAUGGAGGAUGGCCUCAUCAAGCAGAUCGGGGAGAACCUGAUCGUCCCAGGCGGGGUGAAGACCAUCGACGCCCACGGCCGCAUGCUGCUCCCGGGGGGCAUUGACGUGCACACGCGCUUCCAGAUGCCCGACCGAGGCAUGACGGCCGCUGACGACUUCUACCAGGGCACGCGUGCAGCCCUGGCUGGGGGCACUACCAUGAUCAUCGACCAUGUUGUCCCAGAGCCUGGCGCUAGUCUCCUGUCGGCGUUUGAGCAGUGGCGCCAGUGGGCGGACAGCAAGUCCUGCUGCGACUACUCGCUGCACGUGGACAUCACCGAGUGGCACAAGGGUAUCCAGGAGGAGAUGGAGGCACUCAUCAAGGACCACGGCGUGAACUCCUUCCUGGUCUAUCUGGCUUAUAAGGAUAUCUUCCAGCUCACUGACUCACAGGUGUACGAGGUGUUCAGCACCAUCCGUGACCUGGGAGCCAUCGCUCAAGUGCACGCUGAGAAUGGAGAUAUCAUCGCUGAGGAGCAGCAGCGUAUCCUGUCUCUUGGAAUCACAGGACCAGAGGGCCACGUGCUCAGCCGCCCAGAGGAGGUGGAGGCUGAGGCAGUGAACCGCUCAGUGACCAUCGCCAAUCAGACCAACUGCCCCCUCUACAUCACCAAGGUGAUGAGCAGGAGUGCUGCUGAUGUCAUCGCCAUGGCCAGAAAGAAAGGCACUGUUGUGUAUGGAGAGCCAAUCACUGCUAGUCUUGGCACGGACGGCUCGCACUAUUGGAGCAAGAACUGGGCAAAGGCGGCGGCUUUUGUGACAUCUCCUCCUCUGAGCCCUGACCCCAUGACCCCUGACUAUCUCAACUCUCUGCUGUCCUGCGGUGAUCUGCAGGUGACUGGCAGUGCCCACUGCACCUUCAACACUUGCCAGCGUGCCGUGGGCAAAGAUGACUUCAGCCUCAUCCCCGAGGGCACCAACGGCACUGAGGAGAGAAUGUCUCUCAUCUGGGACAAGUGUGUGGUCACAGGGAAGAUGGAUGAGAACCAGUUUGUGGCGGUCACCAGCACCAACGCAGCCAAGAUCUUCAACCUGUACCCCCGUAAGGGUCGCAUCGCCGUGGGCUCCGAUGCUGACCUGGUGCUCUGGGACCCCGACAUCACCAAGAUCAUCUCUGCCAAGAGCCACAACUCUGAGGUGGAGUAUAACAUCUUUGAGGGGAUGGAGGUCCGUGGGGGGCCACUGGUGGUGAUCAGCCAGGGCAAGAUCGUCCUGGAGGAGGGAACCCUCCACACCACAGAGGGCUCUGGACGCUUCGUCGCCCGCAAACCCUUCCCUGACUACGUCUACAAGAGGAUAAAGGCUCGCAGCAGGCUGGCUGAGCUGAGGGGUGUUCCCCGUGGCCUGUAUGACGGACCUGUUUGUGAGGUGUCCGUCACCCCAAAGACGUUGACCCCCGCGUCCUCUGCAAAGACUUCUCCCGCUAAGCAGCCAUCUCAGCCCGUUCGCAACCUGCACCAGUCUGGAUUCAGUCUCUCUGGCGCUCAAGUUGAUGACAACAUCCCCCGACGCAACACCCAGCGCAUCGUUGCCCCACCCGGGGGCAGGGCCAACAUCACCAGCCUGGGUUAAGCCCCGUCCAGCGUGUGAGAAGAAGAGGAGGUUUGGGGGGGGGGGGGUCACCAGGAGAUGGGGGUGUUAGUCAUGACAUCACACCCCCACCCCCACCCCAUCAGCCAAAUCCUCCAGAGGGCAUCCAUGUCCUCCCCCACAACCCUCUACAACACACACCCUCCCACCCCCACA